AUGGCUCGAUAUGAUUAUUCCCCCGAAUGGGAGAACGAGCUUGAGGGUAACCUCGACUUUGAGCUUUACGACGGGAUGAAUGACGAAAUGCAGCGUAUCGUGCAAAUGGCCGGCGACAACACCACUCUAGUUUACGAGUUGAUAUCGCAAGAGAUACAAAAUAAGAAAGACCAAGGCCUCAUACACGAAAAGACAUAUUCCCACGGCAUGUUUCAUGAACCGAUGAUCGCCUAUCAGACGCCUCGGAAAAUUAGCGUGGAUGAAGUGCGGAAGUUCGCAGAGCCUAUGAUCGCUCGUAUCUGGAAGAACUUCUAUGAGCUACAGAGUAUUGUCGAACGCUACGAAGCAUCUAUUCAGGAUAAAUGGGAAAAUAAAUCUGAGGCGGAGAGACGGGAUGUAUUGAACCAAGCUUGGGGUUUAUCACCGCCGAUGGCUCCUGAGCAUCGACCUGACUUGACGCACCUAAAACACCAAUGCAUCGGGCUCGUAUGCAACGAGGGCAACAUCACUAAUGUCUCGAAGCGGCCCCAUUUCUUGUGGCCUAAUAUCAACCUCGAGGAUCUCAGCAAGACAGAGCCAUUCUUACUCUUGCUUAACGCUCGAGGUAGGAAUCCGCCGUCGACAUUUGCCUUCGCCGAGCUCGAACCGCUCGUAUUUGGUAUUAAAUCCGGUUCUUUGCGCAUACCUCCGUUUCUUAACGGAUGGAAUAUGAGAUUUACGGGUAGAGAUAGUCCUGGCACUUACGGAGAGCUAGUCUCCUGGGAAGAUGAUCCCGAUGCACGUCAACGGUUGCAUCGCCGUCGUGAUGUGAGCCCUGGCGAAGGACUCUGGAUCCUCGAGAUACAGGACCGUUUGUACCAAUUCUUACUCGAUACAUGCAUGAUGAUCCUUCACGACUUAGACCCAGAAGACAAACAGAGUCAAGUCGAGCCGAAGCCCCCCGUCUCGAUCACCAAGUACAAAGGCGAUGUUGCUACCUCUCUCUUAUUCUCUCAAUACGAGUCUAUUUACCACGUACCCGCAAACUUUGAUAUUAAACGGCUUCAGAGCCUAAUCGGAGCCAAGCUAUCUCAAGUUGAAGAUACAAUAUGGGCAUUGCGCGAAGAUCCUGGGUUUUUCGUCUCUAGCCUCUUGGAGCUGUACCAACACCGCCCCGAGCAUAUCCUUGACGUCAACGGUGAUAUAUAUCCAUCUGUAGCAACUGAAGAUGGCCGUGAAGAAGUGUUAGCUUCUACCGUUCGUUCUAUGCUAAGUUACUACGUGCCCGUUAUCGAGACUUGGGGCUACAUGUACGACCUAGUCAACCGCCUCGCCUCGCUGAAAGAAGAGCUUUUCGAUCGCGUCGAGGCCGAUACGCGGCCGGAAGAUGACCUACCACUUGACUUAGAAGUAGCAUUUCGCUCAUUGAGGCACCAUCUAGACCAUUUCCUGAAAGAGCAUCUUCCCGCAGCUAAUAGGUGGGCGCGGUGGUCACCACCCAUCCAGCCCCUAUACCGAUUGAACGUGCCCGAAAGCCCCGACGCAAAGAUGAGCAUCACAACUGGUAGCACCGAGCCGAACCCGAUAGAAGCUGUUUACCUUUGGGUGUUGCACAUGAUGGCCGACCCGACCAACCUGAAAGACAUUGGACUCAACUCUUGCGUUCAAGAGGUAGAGCGUAUCGCCCAUGAUCCGGAAGGCCGGAAGUUCUUUACACCCUUUGUGGCAGAGCAGUUUUCCGAUAUUUUCGUCAUGGCCGAAAGUAUACGGCAGAUCGGGCUCUUUCAGCCGUGGGCAGCAACGUUCGAAACCCAAAUAAAAGACAAGGGUGCGCGGAGGCAAAUAUCUGACGAGUUCAAACGUACUGCUAGGGCCCUGGAUCCCUUAUAUAAACUUGAACUGCCAAGUAGUGCGGGAAAGCUCGGCGCUGUGCUGACUAGAAUGAGAUAUCCGGUCGACGAACCUCUUAGCGAGACUAAUGUUGAGGCCAUGCGGGCGGCUGAGAAAACUCUGGAUACCUUUUGGGAUGAGGUAAUAAACCAACUCCGACAAGAUGGGCUCUGGAGUGGACGCGUAAAGGACGUGCUUGAAAAAGAGCCUGAGCGGAAACGGCGGUGGGUCGAGCCGUCUGAUAGUAUUAGAGGAGAUACAACUGGCAAAGUUGAUGACCCCUAUUCAUCGAAAGUAAAGCAACAGCAACAGCAACAGCAGCAGCUCCCAUUAAAAAUUGACGAGCGCGCAAGAAAAGUCUUCACCGCGCUUUUCUACGUGCCAUCCACAACUACCCGACCCUCAUCACAGGAGGGAAUAUCGUGGCAAGACUUCCUCUACGCCAUGCAUCACGUCGGUUUCGAGAUCGAGGAGCUUGGCGGGUCGAACUGGCACUUCACCCCCGGACCUACGUUGCUAGAUCAAAACCAAGGAUAUACGCGCGCCAUCCAGUUCCACGAGGCGAAGAUAACGUCUCUUAUGGCGAGGAUGUACGGUAGAAGACUUGCUAGGACAUAUGGGUGGCGUGGUGAGAUGUUUACUGGAGAAGAAGAUGGUGGCGAAUAA
Messenger RNA from Daldinia childiae, 2535 nucleotides. RefSeq lists its product as uncharacterized. Bases 1 to 2535 code for a protein of 844 amino acids. The transcript has a single exon. Lineage: Eukaryota; Fungi; Ascomycota; Sordariomycetes; Xylariales; Hypoxylaceae. The record is from RefSeq and is a predicted model, not a curated record.